This is a messenger RNA of Aspergillus fumigatus Af293, 711 nucleotides long. RefSeq lists its product as uncharacterized. The record is from RefSeq and is a predicted model, not a curated record. Lineage: Eukaryota; Fungi; Ascomycota; Eurotiomycetes; Eurotiales; Aspergillaceae. Gene Ontology annotation, biological process: vacuolar proton-transporting V-type ATPase complex assembly. Gene Ontology annotation, cellular component: extrinsic component of endoplasmic reticulum membrane; Vma12-Vma22 assembly complex.
AUGACCGAACUCCCAACCCCUCCAGCAUCCCGCCAGAGCUCUGAAUCACCCGAGCUUCAGCUUAAGCAGUCUCACGAGGCCGAGUCCUCUGCCAAAGCCUUAGAAAUGCUGGACCAUUCUCUGGAAAGAUAUCUUUUACUCCUGGAUCAGCACCAGAAACUGCAGGCAGAUCUCGCCAAAAAAUUAUCUUCGGGAUUCUUCUCCCUUGCGCAUGCGAAUUAUACAUGUCCGCCCGGUCGACGAUAUGGCGCUGAUUACUAUGACGAGCGUAUGAAGGCGAUCAGGAAAAUGGCAAUACGAUCUCCUCCAUGCGCGGAAAAUAAAAAGAGUAUGAGCGGGGUAGAGGAUAUCCCGCAGGAAGAGUGUCCACUGGACGAGUACAGGCAGAUCUUCGCGAUGGAUGAGACGACGAACGACCAGCGAGUCGAGGAGCCAGAAACAAGCAAAGACAAGGAAGAGGCCGACACGGAAGUCGACAAUACGCGACAGAUUAACCCGAGUGCAACAUCAGAAUCCGACUCCCCAAAAGAGCGACCUCGCUUUUCUGACCCUAUCCAUUGGUAUGGUAUCUUGGUUCCCCCUUCUCUUCGCAGCGCCCAAAGGUCUUUCACAGAAGCUGUGGAGCAAUAUUUGCCCAAGCUGGCCAGUGUGGUUGUGGAGAUGCAGACUGUGGAGAGAGAGGUCGAGCGACUGCGAAGUCAACUACGAUGA